Molecule: messenger RNA, 4299 nt
Organism: Micromonas pusilla CCMP1545
Lineage: Eukaryota; Viridiplantae; Chlorophyta; Mamiellophyceae; Mamiellales; Mamiellaceae
Product: voltage-gated ion channel superfamily
Exons: 5
Coding region: 1-4218 (1405 amino acids)
Biological process (GO): calcium ion transmembrane transport
Cellular component (GO): plasma membrane; voltage-gated calcium channel complex; voltage-gated sodium channel complex
Molecular function (GO): voltage-gated calcium channel activity; protein binding; voltage-gated sodium channel activity
Source: RefSeq, a predicted model, not a curated record
AUGUCGUGGGCGGAGAUCAAAUCGACGCUCCCGAAGAGGUCGUUGUUCGUCUUCAGCUUGGACAACCCGAUACGUAAAGGGUUGAUAUACACCGUGCGGUCGAUGCACUUUGGGCGCUUCAUCCUGUUCCUCAUCCUCGCCAACUGCGUCUUGCUCGCGAUGGACACGAAAGAGCCCGGGUUCGAAAAGACAGCGACCGGUCAGGUGGUGGGUUACUCGGAAUAUUUAUUCACCGCGCUGUUCGCGUUGGAGAUGUGCUUAAAAAUAAUCGCCCUCGGGUUCGUCGGCCACCCCGGCGCGUACUUGGCGGAUAACUGGAACCGAAUGGAUUUUUGCGUCGUGUUGCUCGGUCUCCUCGCGUACUUGCCCUUCGUGGAUAACUUCAGCGCGAUCAGAAGCGCGAGGGUGUUGCGGCCGCUGCGGACGAUCACCAACGUGAAAGGGAUGCGGGUCAUCGUCGGGACGUUACUCGGCGCCCUGCCGAAGUUGUUCGACGUCUUCGUACUCGUGUUUUUUCUGUUCUUCAUCUACGGCGUCGUCGGCGUGCAGCUGUUCAUGGGCAAGAUGGAUCAGAAGUGCGCGACGCUGGCUUCGGAGUACCCGAACCACGGCGACAGCAACACGGGGACGUCGUGCGACGCGGGUUCGUACUGCAUCGAGGAGACAAACAAGGAUAACUUGCCGAAUUUUGGGCUGACGACGUUUAACCACAUCGGAUGGGCGUGGUUGACGAUCUUUCAGAGCAUCUCCAUGGAGGGGUGGACGACGAUCAUGUACAGGGUCAUGGACGCGGUGUCGCGGUGGGCGUGGGUUUACUUCGUCUCUUUGAUCAUCAUCGGGUCGUUCUUCGCGGUCAACCUCGCGCUCGCGGUGUUGUACGUGCAGUUCACGUCCGAGGCGGACAUCGAGUCGCUGCACCCGGACAAGGAUAAGGACAAGAAGGGCGACGCCGUGGAGUACGACGAGUUCGUGCCAAUCAAGAGCGGGAACAGGAUCGUUCGCGCGUGCUACGCGAUAUCGAUCAGUCCACGGUUCGAGCAGCUUACGAUCGCGCUGAUUUGCGUGAACACGGUGGUGAUGGCGAGCGAGCACAACGGGAUGCCGUCGACGAUGUCGACUGUCAACGACUGGAUCAACUACACGUUGUACGGGUAUUUCGUGAUCGAGAUGCUGAUCAAGCUGACCGGUUUCGGGUGGAGGCGGUACGUCGCGGAUCGCAUGAACGUGUUCGACGCGUUCGUCGUCUUCGUGUCAACGAUCGAGAUCGUGAUCAGUCUCGCGAGCGGGAACGACCCAGACGGGUACCUCACCGUGCUGCGAACGUUUCGGUUGCUGCGGAUCUUCAAGCUCGCGCGGAGCUGGAAGGCACUCAACGUGAUCAUCACGACGAUGUUUAACUCCAUCGCGAGCAUCUCAUUCCUGUCGUUGAUCCUGAUGCUGUUCAUGUUCAUAUUUGCGCUCCUCGGGAUGCAAGUGUACGGGUACGAGUUCGUGAACUGCGACAAAAGCGACUACUCGCGGCACAACUUCGACAACAUCUAUUGGAGUUUCAUCACCAUUUUCCAAAUGCUCACGGGGGAGAACUGGAACGAGGUGAUGUACGACGGCAUGCGUCAGGUGAGCGCUUGGGCGUCGGUGUACUUCAUCGGCAUCGUCGUCUUGGGGAACUACAUCAUUUUGAACCUCUUCCUCGCGAUUCUUCUCGACAACUUCGCGGAGGAAGCGGAAAAUAAUGAUGACGACGACGAUGACGACGACGACGACGGGGGGAAACCAAAAUCCUCGCAGAUCCUCGAACCGCACGCUUUUGUGCACGGGAAGUACGUCGAGGGUUUGGAGCACACGUCGUUGUACAUUUUUGGCCCGCGUAAUGCAUUCAGGAAGAAGCUCGCGCAGUUUGUGUAUCACCCGUAUUUUGAGUACGCGAUUAUCUUCAUCAUCGCGUGCUCGUCCAUCGCGCUCGCGAUCGACGGCCCGAAGAUGAGCAAAGACGCGCCGCUGUACGACACCGAGCUGAGCGACUCCGAAGAGCAGAUGAAGUCGAUGCUGUACUACGCGGACCUCACGUUCACGGCGAUAUUUACCCUGGAGCUCAUCAUGAAGGUGAUGGUUGACGGUUUCAUCGCGCACAAGGGUUCAUAUUUGCGGUCUCCGUGGAACAUUUUGGAUGCGUUGGUCGUCGUCGUCGGCAUCCUCGCGGUGGUCGGGGACGAUUCCAUGAACGCGUCGUCGCUCCGAGCGUUGCGUACGUUCCGCGCGCUGCGACCGAUACGCAUGGCAUCGCGAGCGCAAGGCGUGAAAGUUGUCGUGAACGCGUUGUUCCAGGCGAUCCCGGGCAUCGGGAACGUCGCGCUCGUGUGUAUGUUGUUCUACCUCAUCUUCGGCAUCAUGGGUCUGAACAUCUUCAUGGGGAAGAUGUAUUACUGCAGCGACGAAACAGACACGGCCACGCGACUCUACGGCUCGACGACGGAGUUUACGACCCUAGGGAGUCCGUAUACUAUCACGUCCGUGUGUUCGCCGACGGCCUACACGACGCUGUGGACGAACCCGAGGGAUUACAACUUUGAUCACAUCGGGAACUCGAUCCUGGCGCUGUUCGAAACCGCGACGUUAGAGAACUGGCUGUUCAUCAUGUACCACGGCGUGGACACGACGUCGCUUGACCAUCAGCCGGUGAGGGACGCGAGCCCGUACUUGGCUUUGUUCUUCGUGGUCUUCAUCAUCGUCGGAUCGUUCUUCGUGAUGAACUUGUUCGUCGGCGUCACUAUCGAUAAGUUCAACGAGAUGAAAGAAAAACAAGAGGGCUUCAAGGGCAGCAUAUUACUCACUGAGAGCCAAAAGAAGUGGGUCGCGAUCCAGAAGCUCCUCGUCGCGUGCAAACCCGAUCGCGUCCCUCGGAGGCCGAGUCACAGCAAAGGAAGGGCGAGUGUGUACGACUUCGUGGUUUCAGACAAGUUCGAGGUGAUAGUCAUGGUCAGCAUCAUGCAGAACAUCGUCGUCAUGGCGUUGGCGCACGACGGGAUGAACGAUACGUGGGUAUCGACGUUGUUCUACAUCAACUGUGCGUUCGCGGUGAUGUUCCUACUCGAAGCGACCGCGAAGAUUUACGCGUACAACCCGAAGGAAUACUUCAGCGACAAUUGGAACAGGUUUGACUUUUUCGUCGUCGUCAUCAGCAUUGGCGGGGUCGUGAUCACGCUCUUCGCGGGCCAAGACGCGGCGUACGUGAGCAUGAUACGGAUCUUCCGCGUCGCGCGUAUUUUCCGCCUCAUCCCCAAGGCAAAAUCCCUCCGGACGUUGUUCCAGACUCUGCUGUAUUCCAUGCCUGCGCUCGUCAACGUCGGAAGCGUCUUGGCCUUGUUCUUUUUCAUCUUCGCCGUCAUGGGGAUGAAUUUGUUCGGGAAGAUAGUCCCGACCGACGGCGAGCUCUCGCGGUACGCCAAAUUUGAGGACUUCCCGACCGCGGUGCUCACGUUGUUCCGGAUGUCCACGGGCGAGGCGUGGAACGGCAUCAUGCACGACUGCAUGAUCACGGACAACACGUACAAGAGCGCGGACGAGGACAACUGGACGGACCGAUGCACGCCAUCCUACGUCGGCACCGUGUUUUACUUUAGCGUCUUCAUCCUCCUCUGCGCGUUUGUCCUCUUGAACCUCGUCAUCGCGGUGAUUUUGGACAACUUCGCGUCGAACAACGAAGACGAGGAGAACCCGGUGAGCAAGGAGCACAUGUAUUCGUUCACGCGAGCGUGGGUGAAGCUCGAUCCGCACGCGACGUACUACACCAGGGCGGCAAAUUUGGAGCAGAUUGUGCAGACGAUAGAGCCGCCUUUGGGAUGCCAAGGCGUCCCGCCAAACGUCGCGAAGCAGGAGACCCAGAAGAUCAUCAUGUCCGUGGACAUUCCGAACCACGACGGGAAGAUCCACUUCCUCGAGACGCUCCACGCGCUCGCGGGGAGGAUCGCGGGCACGGAGCUUCCCGCACACGCGGAGGUGAAGGUCACGAAUAAGAUACAGAAACAGCUGCCGACGUUACGAAGCGGAAAGGUGCCGCAGUACACCGCCGCGCACUACUACGCGGCGAUGUACGUCCAAGCCGCGGUGAGGGGGUUCCUCGCGAGGUACGAGAUGAGGGAGAAAAUGAAGACCAUGCCCGUGAAUAAGCUCGCGCGGCAAGGGUCUAUGUCUAAGCACUCGCACGCGAGCAGCGGUUGAUCCGCUGACGCGCGAGGUCGAUGUCGUCACUCAUAGUCUACUAGCAUAGCUUCAUAUAGAAGAGAGACGGACGAUUUCGAC